AUGGACUCCGUGCUGAAUAUACUGAGAACAUCUCUGGACACCCUCACAGCAGCUCAGUUCAAGAAGUUCAAGCACCAUGUAAAGGACUUGGGCCCGAUCCCAUGGGGCAAUCUGGAGAAGAGCGACUCUGAUGACACUCUAGACCUAAUAGUACAAGCAUACACCAUAAAUCAUUCUGAUGGAGUCAUAUUGACAAUCCUAAAGAAGAUGAACCUGAACCAGCUAGCCAUGGACAUGGAAAAUGAACUGGCAGCACUGACUCCUGAAUGUUAUUCCAGAGCCCAGUGCACACUGCAGGAUCCAGAGAGGGUUUCAGGAGCUCUGAUCAAUGUGGCAAAGCACCUGGGCAACCUGAAGUUCAGAGUCUGGGAGAAAAUGCAGGAGAUUGUUCAAUACACUCCUGUGAUUCUGGAUCCCAACACUGCUCACCCAGGUCUCAUCCUGUCUGAGGAUCUGACCAGUGUGAGACGUGGUGAUGAGAGACAGCAGCUUCCUGAUAACCCAGAGAGGUUUGAUGAGUGGUCUUGUGUCGUGGGCUCUGAGGGCUUUAACUCAGGGACUCACUGCUGGGAUGUGGAGGUUGGGGACAGUACGUGGUGGCUCCUGGGUGUGAUGGUAGAGUCUCUCCAGAGGAAGGGAGACUUUACCUCCAAGAGCGGAUGCUGCUACAUCUGGUAUGAAGAUGGCAAAUAUGGAGCCCGUUCUUCACCACAGUUGCCCACUCUCCUCACAUUGAAACAGAAACUCCAGAGGAUCAGAGUGCAGCUGGACUGGGACAGAGGAAAGGUGUCAUUCUCUGACCCCAUAAACAACACACACCUUCACACAAUCAAACACACUUUUACUCAGAGAAUGUUUCCAUUCCUCGCCAAUGUCUGUAAACUCUCUGCUCUGAGGAUCGUACCCGUUUCUGUCAGAGUGGAUCAGAACGAAUCAACCUGACAUUGCCUGUUGCA
This is a messenger RNA of Alosa alosa (allis shad), 956 nucleotides long. RefSeq names its product zinc-binding protein A33-like. NCBI's taxonomy places the organism in Eukaryota, Metazoa, Chordata, Actinopteri, Clupeiformes, Clupeidae. The transcript is spliced from 3 exons. Gene Ontology annotation, molecular function: protein binding. The record is from RefSeq and is a predicted model, not a curated record. The coding region runs from base 1 to 942 and encodes 313 amino acids.